Messenger RNA from Cynoglossus semilaevis (tongue sole), 790 nucleotides. RefSeq names its product myoD family inhibitor domain-containing protein-like. Lineage: Eukaryota; Metazoa; Chordata; Actinopteri; Pleuronectiformes; Cynoglossidae. The record is from RefSeq and is a predicted model, not a curated record. The transcript is spliced from 4 exons. Bases 80 to 715 code for a protein of 211 amino acids.
GGACAGAAGGAGGAGGAUGGAGGAGGUGAGCGGAUGAAGACGCAGGACUAGAGCUCCUGAGCAGCCAUGAGAAUCAGACAUGUUUCCCAGAGAACAUCUACCUGUGGAUGAGAAGAAAAACCAAAGUAACAAGACUGAAGCUAAACGUGAGUCAUCAGCACACAGCAGUACACGUGUCAAGUCGCCACAGGAAGUCCAUCCAGCAUGUGACCCUGUUAGUAAAGGAAAUGCCAUUCCUACUGAGCUCAUCAACACCCAGCCUCAGCCUACCUCACAGGAGGGACCAGGACGACAGACAUGUCCAGCAUGUCCCCGAUGUGGUCUCACAGUUCCAGAUCUGCAGGGAUCCAGUUUGUCAGUGGACAGCAGCAGCAGCAAGAAGAAGAAGAAGAAGAAAAAGAAUAAGAGCACAAACUAUUACAAGCCUGCAGCCACACCAGGUGACUCGUGCUUCCACUUGCUGCUGGCCUGCCUGUCGUGUCAGUGUUCUGUCAUUCUCACCGGCCUGCUGGACUCCUGCUCUUCCUGCCUCCACACCUUCUGCUCUUCCUGCUGCCGCGCCUGCUCCCGCUGCUGCGCUGCCAUCCAGGAGACACCCGUGGAGGAGAUAAACUGCCACGCCCACUGCCACUCAGUCCUGUUCGACUCCUGCUGUGAACCGACGGAAUGCCUGGAGUUCUGUCUGGACUGCUGUGACAUAUGCCACCGCAGCUAAGAGUCAGAUGGACCUGAGGAACGGAGGACAAUGGACGGUUCAUUCAAGCUACUUUGGUGUUUUGGAGGAAAAAAA